Messenger RNA from Fundulus heteroclitus (mummichog), 1503 nucleotides. RefSeq names its product elongin B (gene elob). The record is from RefSeq and is a predicted model, not a curated record. Gene Ontology annotation, molecular function: protein binding. Lineage: Eukaryota; Metazoa; Chordata; Actinopteri; Cyprinodontiformes; Fundulidae. The transcript has 4 exons. Gene Ontology annotation, biological process: transcription elongation by RNA polymerase II. The coding region runs from base 101 to 460 and encodes 119 amino acids. Gene Ontology annotation, cellular component: elongin complex; VCB complex.
GCAGUGGUAUUACAUCCUGGGGAGCUGAAGCUGUGACGUCACCGUCGUCGUUGUGCGGUGGAGUUUUUUUUUUUUUCUACUGUGCAGCCAACCGCAAGAAAUGGAUGUGUUUUUAAUGAUCCGACGCCACAAGACAACCAUCUUCACAGAUGCCAAAGAGUCCACCACAGUCUAUGAACUAAAGCGCAUCGUUGAAGGCAUUUUAAAGAGGCCACCUGAAGAUCAAAGGCUUUACAAGGAUGAUGUGCUGCUUAACGACAGUCAGACUCUCGGAAAUUGUGGCUUCACAAAUCAAACAGCCCGACCUCAGGCUCCAGCCACCGUGGGUUUAGCUUUUCGUCUCAGCGAUGAUUCAUUCGAGCCGCUGAGGGUCGAGUCCUUCUCCACUCCCCCGGAACUUCCUGACGUCAUGAAGCCUCAGGAUUCUGGAAGCACAGCCAACGAGCAGGCAGUACAGUGAAGGACGGAGCCCGUGACCAGGAAGUCCACACAGAGGGGUUCGGAGGGAGGGGCGUAGGAGGAGAGGGUGGGGGUUGAAUUUUGGGAAGCGACGCCUCCGUGAAUGACAUUUUCCUACGCUGACGAUUGUCAAGCGAGGCAUAAACAAUUGGAGAUCUCCCUUAAAUUUGAGAGGACUAUAAAGUGGUGUAUUUGUCUUGAAAAUAAAGGAGGGCAUGUUAGAAAAAUAUGUAUGUUUCACCAGAUACCCUGCAGAGAAACCUGAUGGACCUGUCACGACACUGUCAGCCAUCCACGGCAUUAGUGACGGCUGAAGCCAGGAAGCGUACCUCUAAUUUAAUGAAUUCUAGUCUUUAUUUGGAGCAAGGCUAUUGCUGCCUUGCUCGUGGUCUUUGUUUGGCAGGUUGUAAGAGUUUUAGUUGGAAAAAGCGUGGCUUUUUGUGUUUGUGUGUUUCUUUAUUAAACAAUAAGUAGGACUCUGUUUUGUUUUUGUCUUUUGCCUGGGUAUGUGUUGCAACCCUAAAUGGGAGUGUAUGAGUUUCUAAGUUACCGCUUGUAUUUCAGAAACAUCUGAACAAUACUCUAAAAUAAAAACAGAUCCACUGGUUUUUAUUACUCUUACCGGCUGUAGUUAAUAUUUUCCUCAGCAGAUACUGAACGUGAACUGGCAUCUUGAUGGGGGAACAUUUGUGUCUCACAUCGGGCUGUGGUUGAUGACGUUUUGGAGAUGACUUUAAACAUUUUAAACCACUUCACUUAAGGUUUACGUAUUGCUGCAGCUUCUCUUAGUUGCCCCUAAAAAUCCGAGCCAAUUUGUUUGCACAUCCUAACUUCACAUUAACGCGUAACUCUUGGUCAAAGGAAAUGGAAAUGAUAAAAUAUUUCUUUUUCCGACAAGGAAAGAGUAACCUGACCCAUGAGGAGUGAAAUUAAAGCGUUUUAACUUUUUGUGUAAGCAUGUUUGCAAAUUCAUGGCUGUUAACCGGGUGGACAUAAGCAGAGUUGCACUUGUAACUGACGUGACAUUAAAACAAUUGUUUUUCA